UGUAAAAUCAUAUAGCUCAACUGAUAAUUCAGAUAUGGCAUUGGUCUCUGUUCUAACCGUUUUAUUAACUAUAAGUCGGUUGUCUUCAGGAUUCCUUAUUGAUUAUGAUUGUCCAUUGGGAUGCUCAGAUACCAGGUGUACAAGUUUGGGAUGUUCAAACUGUCAGGUGGGAUUCUGUAUAUACUAUUCAGAUACUCACAGAACUACGAUAUGUACCCCAGAUUGUGGUAAAGGAAAAUUCUGUAGCGCUGUAAACUUUUGUUCAGAUUGUCACGUGGAUCACUGUGAUGUGUGUACAGACUCCCGCACAUGUAAGGAGUGUGACUCGUUUUACUAUCUCAGAGACAACAAUAGAUGUGUUACGUCCUUUGAAUGUGAAAGGGGUUCAUCAAUUGCUACAACUCGAAAUGGAAUUCAAGUCUGCGAAACAUGUCAUGUUCAAGACUGCAAGAGAUGUAUCCAGACUAACCCAGAUCGAUGCGAGGAGUGCGAAUAUUUCAAGUACCUGGACAGUUCUGGAUCUAUUGACCAGUGUAGAUCAAGAUCUUCGUGCGAGCUAUUUCAUGGCGAUCCUCAGUCUACCGGAGGAAAAUAUGUCUGUUUGAAAAACUAAACCAUUGUCGAAUUACUUACAACACGCAUGAACAUGUUACAACCGUUUGAUAUGUUUUAAUACAUAUUGAAUUAAACUUUGUAACUAAAAUAAGCAAUAUUGUUUUACUUGCAUUUUUAAACAUGAGAUUAUUUCCCAAACAGUCCAGAGAAACAAUUUGA
Molecule: messenger RNA, 774 nt
Organism: Mytilus trossulus (common blue mussel)
Lineage: Eukaryota; Metazoa; Mollusca; Bivalvia; Mytilida; Mytilidae
Product: proprotein convertase subtilisin/kexin type 5-like
Exons: 5
Coding region: 35-613 (192 amino acids)
Source: RefSeq, a predicted model, not a curated record